Molecule: messenger RNA, 995 nt
Organism: Styela clava
Lineage: Eukaryota; Metazoa; Chordata; Ascidiacea; Stolidobranchia; Styelidae
Product: boophilin-H2-like
Molecular function (GO): serine-type endopeptidase inhibitor activity
Source: RefSeq, a predicted model, not a curated record
GUCAGUUAUUUGCAGAGCAGUGACAAUGGACGAUUCUGAUUCCAUAUUACCGGAAUUUCUUUGAGUCAUCAAUAUUGUAAUAUUAGGAACGGGAAGCCUUGUUGUAAACGUGUUCUUAAAAUAUAUUUUAAAUAAAAUAGAAAGAGAAUACUAGUUUUUAGAGAAAAUUAAAAAACGUCCAAAGUAUGGAAGUGAAGAAAUUCACAAGCUUCAUAGUUCUGUUAAUGAUUGGAAGUCAGUCUACGGGAGCGACGUUUAACAUUAAAGAUUUUCAAUGUAAAAUCUGUCGCACACAAUAUCUUUGUUUCCUAUUUUUGGAACCUUGGAUUUGCCCGUAUCUAUGUCAAGCAAAAUGCUAUAAGUCAGCUGAUCCGGGACCAUGCGAUGCAGCGUUCGAAAGAUGGUACUUCAACAAAGAAACUUGUGAAUGUGAACAAUUUACUUACGGAGGUUGCGAGGGAAAUAACAAUAACUUUGAGACUGAAGAAGAAUGCAAAGAAGAAUGUCCGUAACAGAUUACAAAUAUAGAAUAUUUAUACACAUUUAAUAAUCUUUUUUAUAUGUACAUUUAAAUAUUAUAAAUAUAUAAAAAAUGACCUGUCUUGAAGCAGCGUCGCGAAGAGUCGUUAUCUCGGCGGUGUUUAUGUAUUUUUGUACCAUGAGAGAAAAUUUAUUCUUCCGGGCAUGUUUUAUAACGAGUGUUCAGUUGAACUCUCAAAUGAAGUCAUGUCGCUAAUUUUGCGCCUAAUUGUUGUAUCAGCUAUGACUAGAGAUCAUAGUAAAUAACCUGUUUAAAAAUGUUUUCACGACGUGCUAUUAGCGUAAAUUUAGCUGAUAACACAGUUAUUGCUUAAACUACAAUACCCUCUUUCUCUUACUCAGCGAAUCACUACAAUUCAUAUUAUAACGCAUGAAAAUGCCAUUGAUUGUCUUUUUUAUUUAACAUGCAACUUUAUAGUAAGAACAAAAAUAAAAUAAAAAAAAACACCAUAGAA